CCUGGUGGAACAGGUGUGAGGGCCACAGCUCAGACUAAAACUAAACCAGGUCUGAAACAGGUCUAAACCAGGUCUGUUCCAGAACUAAACCAGGACUAUCCCAGGAUGAGUCUUCGUCUCCGGACCAGAGGGCGGCUCUUGGACCUUCACUGUUCUGUGGCUCUGACCGAGUGGGACCUGGACCAAGAGCUGCGUCUGCAGAGGACCACGGACCAGGAUGAUCGAGCGCCAGAGUCUCUCCAGAGACCAACGCCGCCGCCGCCACGAACCACACACCGCCAAGACGACUUCACCCGCUACGACAAGACCUCAGACUCGUUUGUGAAACCGAACCUGUGGCUCAUGGUGAACCCGAACAUCGUGUGUCCGCUUCACUACCUGCCCCAAGCCCCUCCCCCUCCACCACAGACCACGCCCCCUCCGCCACAGACCCCGCCCCCACUCUCUCACAAUGCACCGCUACAGGAGGAAACCGUCCGCAGCUCGUCGACCAAUCAGCACACGAUCCGCUCGGUGGCGCCGUCUGUUGGACCAGGGAAGAGUCGCCGCAAACCUCGAACCAACAACAAACAGUCCGACAGGUGCGCUCCUGUCUGUGGCCCCUGGCCCCGCCCCCCAGUAAAUUACUGCGUCUUGAUUGGUCUGGCUCUGAAAUACAACGGCAGCCUCAGAGUCCAACAGAUCUACAACUUCACCAGGGAGUUGUUUCCGUUCUUUCAGACGGCUCCAGACGGCUGGAAAAACACGAUCCGUCACAAUCUUUGCUUCAACCACAGCUUCAAGAAAACCUUCACCCAGAGCAGGGCCGACAGGAGCGACAGGAGCGACAGGGAGCAGCAGGGCCGACAGGUGGGUGAGGGGAGGAGGAAGUCAUGCUGUUGGCUCCUGACGUCAGACGGACACCGACGCCUCCGAGACGAGCUGCUAACGCUAACGCCCGACACGCUAAAGCAGCUGACGCACGCUAACACGCUAACACGCAGGUGA
Molecule: messenger RNA, 987 nt
Organism: Boleophthalmus pectinirostris (great blue-spotted mudskipper)
Lineage: Eukaryota; Metazoa; Chordata; Actinopteri; Gobiiformes; Gobiidae
Gene: foxr1
Product: forkhead box R1
Exons: 7
Coding region: 106-987 (293 amino acids)
Biological process (GO): regulation of DNA-templated transcription
Cellular component (GO): nucleus
Molecular function (GO): sequence-specific double-stranded DNA binding; DNA-binding transcription factor activity
Source: RefSeq, a predicted model, not a curated record